Molecule: messenger RNA, 754 nt
Organism: Drosophila ananassae
Lineage: Eukaryota; Metazoa; Arthropoda; Insecta; Diptera; Drosophilidae
Product: kunitz-type serine protease inhibitor
Exons: 2
Coding region: 386-679 (97 amino acids)
Molecular function (GO): serine-type endopeptidase inhibitor activity
Source: RefSeq, a predicted model, not a curated record
UUUUACAAAAUGUAAAGAUACUCGAACCAUAUGACCUUAUCCAAGGCACUUCCUCCAUUUGAGCUUCUCAGCGGCACACGUUUCCACUCAAUCGGGGAAAGAGUGCAUCCGAAACUAUGCAGAAAUAGGAAGAAGCGCUGAAAUGAAAACGAAUUUGGCCAAAAGGUCUAUAGUGUGUCUACGUGCCCAUGCCGAAGAAUUGUCGCCCAGAGAAAGCCGAGAAAAAUCUGUCAAACUGCAAGACACUUCAAACGAAAACAUUCUGUGCUCGACGUUCGUGCAGAUCACUACGGAACAUUUAAACUCUAAAAAAAAAAAUAUUAAAAAAAGGGCUGUGAUACAAGUGCUGUAGAUUAUAAUAAUUUUGUAUAUUUAUGAAGUGAGAAUGUCGGCCAUUCUGAGCUGGAAGGUGUUGUUGUGGCUCCUGUUUGGAAUCAUCAGCCUGUCCCAGAGCCUGCCAAGCUUGGAGAAUCAGACGCACGAGGAGGUGAAGCAGCUAAUAGCUUGCAGGCAACCAAAAGCCCCAGGACUGUGUCGUGGCCGACAAUUACGAUAUGCCUACAACAAGGAUACCGGAAACUGCGAAAGUUUCUACUAUACCGGCUGCGCCUCCACUGAAAACAAUUUCCUGACCUUCGAAGAGUGCCGCAGGGACUGCAUGCAGCGGCUACGUUACUGAGCCACCAAAAAAUAAGCCACUAUAGUUUUUACUAAUGCUUAAUAUAUAUAUUUAUCUUUUAUAAAUUGUCAUGAA